This is a messenger RNA of Salvia hispanica, 2180 nucleotides long. NCBI's taxonomy places the organism in Eukaryota, Viridiplantae, Streptophyta, Magnoliopsida, Lamiales, Lamiaceae. The record is from RefSeq and is a predicted model, not a curated record.
CUGUUUAUUGGUGUGGUUCUCUAAGAUUGAUCUUACCGUCUAGAAAGAACGUUUCGUCUAUGGUGGAUAAGCGUUGAUUGGUGCGAUUGUAUCGUGCUUGGUCACCUACUAACUGAUAAAAAAAAAGGAUGCUGCAGAAAUAGGCAUUGCAGCUGAGACUAGAAAGUGAUCACAACAUUCUUUAGCAUUGGUUGAGAGUGGGAAGGGAUCAACACCACCACUGCUGCUUCCCACACAUUGAAGAGGCAGCUGCACCAGCUUUUCCGGCUGCACGACUCUGGCCUCGACCAGUCUCUGAUCAAUGCUCUGUCACUCUUUCACUACAAAAACAUCAUAGGAUUGAAGGAGCCAUUUGUCUCUCAUUUCUUGACAAACUCAAAAAGUGUCAAAUUUGGACUUGACUUUUGACAAUUGGUGGAAGAGGGCAGAAAUCCAUUGUAAUACAAGUUGAAUGUCAAUUGUUUAAUCACUAUAUUUAUGGAUGUGAUACUAAUUACAUUAACAUAUAAAUACCUUAAAUAAUUUCUGUUAAAGGUCAAUUACAAUCAAUUGGCGGUUAACGGUUAAAUUCAAGUACUAAAAUUUACUGCUUAAAUGGGUAGACAUGGAGGUUAGAAGUUAACUGUUAAAUUCAAGUAAAAUUUACUGCUCAACUGUCAAUUACUGUUUUCUUCCGCUACGGAAACCAAACCCAGUUUCCAGAGAUGGGUAGACAUGGAGGUUUGAAGUUAAGAGCCAAAACCUCGCUUUUUGUGCUCACCGCCGCCGGAAUCGCCGCCUACGGCUCCUCCGAUUCUGCCGAUACAUCCAAUUUUCCCCUUAGCUUCUUAAAUGGCGUCGUUCGCUCCUCCCGCGCCCUCUUUACCAUUACUUCUUGCGUGGUUGAUUACAAGUACUCGUUGCACGGUUUACCGGUUGAUUCCGACGAGUAUGGAUCCACACUAUCUCAGAUCCAUCUAAGAUCAGCUAGAAGGAUCCAAAAUUUAUGUGACACCAACAAAGGUUUCUAUGUAAAGGCUGGCCAGUUUGUUGCUGCAGCACGACAAGUUCCUCGAGAAUAUUCGUCUACUCUUUCAUCUUUACAAGAUCAGGCAGUUCCAUGUAAUUUUGAAGCUGUCAAGGAAGUUAUAGUAAAGAGUCUGGGGAAGGACAUAUCAGAGAUAUUUCUCUCGUUUGAUGAGCAACCAAUUGCUGCUGCAUCAAUUGCUCAGGUACAUCGUGCCGUCUUGAAGGGCCAUCAGCAGGCAGCUGUCAAGGUCCAAUAUCCAGGAUUAGAGUAUCAAAUGAAAUUUGAUCUUGCUACAAUGGCUUUACUCUCCAGAUCAGUUGCAUGGUUGUUCCCGGAGUACAGGUUCAAGUGGAUGGUAUCAGAAUUUACAAAGUCUAUUGCGUCUGAACUUGAUUUCAUUCAAGAGGCUAAAAACUCAGAGAGAGCAGCAAAUAAUUUUAAAAACAACAAGAUGGUCAAGUUCCCUUUUGUUUAUUGGGAUUUCACAAGCAAGAAGGUCUUGACAAUGCAAUUUUGUGAAGGACAUAAGAUUGAUGAUUUGGAAUAUUUGAAGCGAAUGGGUAUCAAUCCGCUUGAGGUAGCCAAAACCCUCAUAGAUGUCUUUGCUGAGAUGAUAUUUGUUCAUGGUUUCCUCCAUGGGGACCCGCAUCCUGGAAACAUAUUAGUUUCUCCAGAUAGGCACAAUGGCUUUUCAUUAGUCAUUCUGGAUCAUGGGAUCUACAAACAGUUACCUGAAGAAUUCAGAAAAAGCUAUUGCCAUCUCUGGGAUGCCUUAAUUAGACUUGAUUCACAAAAAAUACAGCAGCUGGGUGAAACCUUUGGUGUUGGGAAGUAUGCCAAAUAUUUUCCUGUUAUAUUUACUGGAAGAACCAUUAAUAGUAAAUCAGUGCUUGGGAGAGGAAUGUCGCCUGAAGAGAAGGAACAUUUAAGGGACGAAGUGAAAUCUUUAAAAAUGGAGGAUGUAUCUUCUUUCAUGGAAUCAUUGCCCCCUGAGUUUCUAACCAUACUGCGGACCGAUGGGCUGCUAAGGUCCUUGAUUAGCAAAUUAGGUGCUCCUCAACGAACCCGACUGCUGAUUUAUGCUAAAUGUGCCUUCCGUGGUCUCUCUGCUGAGGAAAAUUCUGAAUCAGCUUUGGUUUUUAUUUUUUCAUCAUUUGUUUUGGAUGGGUAA